AUGGAAGGCGACAAGAGAAAACUCUUCGAUUCUCAUGACUCAGCAAUUCUCCCCGGAUCUCACUCAAGGAAUAGCGAUGGUACUGUUAGAGAAGGCGAGAAAAACGAAUUACAGACAGGUAUAUCAUAUGACGGGCCAUGUACUCUCUGCGAAGAAGAUAAGAAAGCAUUUAGUCGUUAUAGGUGGAGAUUAACUGCUGGACUUAUGUUACCAUAUAUGGUGCAAGCACUAGAUCUUACCAUUAUUGCCGGUGCUUUACCUUUCAUUGCUUCGGACUUCAACCAACUUUCACAACUCAAUUGGAUUAUCUCCGCGUUCAAUCUAACAGCAACAACUUUUAUACCCGCUUGGGGUCAACUCGCUGAUAUAUUUGGCCGAUAUGGAGCUCUCCAGGCAGCCUUGGUUCUCACAUUGAUCGGAAGUGCCCUUUGUGCCGGCGCGCCUGUAACUGCUUUUACUAUGUUACUUUUUGGUCGAGCUCUUCAAGGACUUGGGUGUUCCGGACUCCUAGUCUUGACCAAAGUACUUCUUGCCGAUAAAGUGUCUUUGAAGGAAAACGCGAAAAACAACAGCUCAUUCGCUAUCGUCAGUGGUGUUUCUUACGGAGUGGGACCUGUCAUCGGAGGAUACUUAACUCAAGUUUCGUGGCGUUGGUGCUUCAUCAUCAACAUUCCAAUUGCACUGGUGGGUAUGAUUGGGGCACAUUUUCUUCUUCGACCAUUGUUACUUGGGCCUCAGACAAUCAGACGAACAGACGAUAAUACCGAAAUGGAAGGUACCCAGACAUUCGUGAGAAGACUUUCCACAAUCGACUUCGGAGGACAAUUCUUGUUUCUCUUUGGAAUGGGUCUAUUCAUUCUCGCCAUAACCUGGGCUGGAGCUUACUACCCCUGGUCCGAUGUCAAAGUUAUCAUUCCCCUUGUUCUCGGAUCUCUGGUUCUCAUCCUAUUUCUCGUCUGGGAAUACCUUAUGAUGCCAGGCUCAGCAUUAGCAAUCCGAUACCCCUAUCGCCGCGCCAUGCUCCCCAUCAAGCUGAUUUUGAGUCGAAAUGCUGGUCUCUUGAUGUACAUCAAUUUUAUCACCGGCAUGGCAAUGUACGCCGUCUUCUACUUCGUCGACCUCUAUUUCGCCCUCGUCCUACAAUUUUCCCCCGGUGAAGGAGGCAAGAAUCUUCUUUACUACAUUCCUGGUCUAGGAGGCGGCGUCUACCUUGCUAUCUUUACCUGCAAUGUAUUCCCGCGCCAAACAUGGUAUCCACUCUUCUUCGGUACCGUCAUCGAACCCCUCGGCAUCACCAUCCUCGCUGCAGCUCUUUCUUGGGGUCAUCUCCCCACUAUUUACGGCAUGCUCGCUUUAACAGGCGUCGGUACUGGGAUUCGACUCAUGCCUGGUACCCUGCACGCUAUAGCUCAUUAUCCGACCCAAAUCGCACCGCUCGUCUCGAUGAUGUCUCUUUCUUCAUCUCUGGGUGGUACACUGGCUCUAACAAUCAUGCUCAAUAUCUUCAAUAACCAUCUCUCCUCAGCUGGUAUCUCAGUAUCCGGUACCACGACCUCGAGCUUCUCGGGUAUAUCAACUUUUUCAUCAUCAGAACAGGAUUACGUGAGAGAAAUGGCGAAAAAAGGUAUAAUAUUAGCUUUCUAUGCUAUCUCAGCUUUCUUAUGGUUGGGUGUGGGCGCAAGUGUGGGGCUGGGAAAUGCGUGGAUUGCUAAAGAGGGGGAGGAGGGGGUUGUUAAUGCAGAUGGGGAAGAAAAGAUGGGGAGGACAUGCGAGGGAAGUUUUAUUGGGAGCUUAGUGAGGAGUAAGGGUGGAGACAAGGAGGCAAAGGGUUAA
This is a messenger RNA of Sclerotinia borealis F-4128, 1833 nucleotides long. NCBI's taxonomy places the organism in Eukaryota, Fungi, Ascomycota, Leotiomycetes, Helotiales, Sclerotiniaceae. The record is from the annotation of a GenBank genome assembly.